Molecule: messenger RNA, 3594 nt
Organism: Lytechinus variegatus (green sea urchin)
Lineage: Eukaryota; Metazoa; Echinodermata; Echinoidea; Temnopleuroida; Toxopneustidae
Product: mitofusin-2-like
Exons: 18
Coding region: 91-2397 (768 amino acids)
Biological process (GO): mitochondrial fusion; mitochondrion localization
Cellular component (GO): mitochondrial outer membrane
Molecular function (GO): GTP binding; GTPase activity
Source: RefSeq, a predicted model, not a curated record
UACACUACUACGGUACUAACGUAUGAAGCCCUUAUUGGCGCAUGCCAAUUGAAUUUUGAACCAGCGCAACCAAAUUUUGUAAUGUAGUGCAUGCAUAAGCUGAGUGAAGUUAAGCAAGGGGGGAAAGUUCACAUAAGGUCUUUCAUCCUACAUAUUUUGUGUACCAUGGACAACGGAUAUGGUCGCAGGCCCAGCGCAAUGGCUAGACCAGAAGACGGUCGUACCAGUACCCCACUCAGACUGUUUGUUGAUGCCAAAAGAAAGAUUAAUGAAAUCUACAAGGAGGUAUCAGGUCACAUCAUAGACAGCCACACUUUCCUGGAUGGAAUAUCUUCAGCUUCGCAGGUAGUAUCUGAUGAACAGCUGAGUAAAGUAGAAGCAUUCAGUAACCAGGUUAGAGGAAUCCAAGAUGUCCUGGAGAGAGAUCAUAUGAAAGUAGCAUUCUUCGGCAGAACGAGUAACGGCAAGAGUACAGUAAUUAAUGCAAUGUUACGUGAUAAGGUGCUACCCUCUGGUAUCGGCCACACCACAGACUGCUUUCUGUGCGUUGAGGGAUGCGAAGGGCAAGAGGGUUACAUGAGCAGACAGAACAGCUCGGAGAAAAUGAGUAUAACUUCUGUGAGUCAGUUGGCCCAUGCACUUGCAGGAGAACGAGAUCAUGAUGAUUGUCAACAGAGUAGUAUCCUUCACAUCUUCUGGCCACGGACUCAGUGCCAUCUUCUCAUGAAUGAUGUUGUCCUUCUUGACAGUCCUGGAAUAGAUGUGGAGCAAGAUCUUGAUGAAUGGAUCAACACUCACUGUAUGGAUGCAGAUGUAUUCGUCUUGGUAUUGAAUGCAGAGUCUACCCUUAUGAGAACAGAGAAAAGCUUCUUCCACAAAGUGAGUGAAAAACUCUCCAAACCCAACAUCUUUAUCCUAAACAAUAGGUGGGAUGCCUCUGCUAAUGAACCUGAAUAUAUGGAAGCAGUGAAGAGGCAGCAUUUGGAGAGAGAUAUCAAAUUCUUAGUGGAAGAGCUGAAGGUUGUGACUGAAGCACAAGCCAAGGACAGAGUAUUCUUUGUGUCAGCCAAGGAAGCCCUCAAUUCCAGGAUUCCAAAGACAAUGUCAACUCCAGAUGCAAAUCCAAUAGUUGAAGGUUACCAAGCAAGAUUAUUUGAAUUUGAGAACUUUGAAAGAAAAUUUGAGGAAUGUAUUUCACAGACUGCUGUGAGAACCAAAUUUGAGCAGCAUGCCAAACAAGGCAGACAGAUUGUGGAUUACACACAGGAGAUCUUAUCACAGGUUUUAGAAGCAGCUACUAAAAAGAGAGCGGCCUGCAUCGAGAAGCGAAAGGAUCAGAAUGAUAGAUUAGACUACCUGAAGGAUCAGAUGAAGAUAUUAAGCUUAGAGAGUAAGGAGAGGAUUAAGGAUGUUUCUGAACAAUCAGAAUCAAAGGUAUCAGCUACCAUGACAGAUGAGAUCAGAAGAUUAUCUCUUCUUGUGGAUCAGUUUGACAAACCUUUCCAUCCAGAGUCAUUAGUAGUUCAGGUCUAUAAGGAGGAGCUCCAGAAGCAUGUAGAAGCGGGUCUUGGUCAAAACCUAGCAGCAAGGUGCUCAGCUAACAUCAAACAAUCAGUAGAGGAAGUCCAGACCCAGAUGACAGAACGAAUGUCAGCCCUGUUACCAGAGGACUCCAAGGAGAGAGUCGAGGGCCUCCUCUUCCGUAGGGACUUUGAUCUCAGCUACCGCCUGGACUGCCAGCACCUCUUUGCAGACUUCAAGGAGAACAUUGAAUUCCGAUUCUCACUCGGUCUCACUGCCAUUAUGAAUAGAUUUUUAGGACCAAGAGGAACAAGAGCUACUCUUGCUGGUCUCACUGGAAUGGUGCAGCCAACCAAUCUCCCUCCUGGAGUAACAGUCACAGAAGAACCUUCAUCAACUGACAUGACAGUAGCCAUGCUGUCUGGCAUAGCAUCACUCUACUCAAGAACAUCAGUUGGUCUUAUGAUUGUCACAGGAAUAGUAUGGAAAUCUGUAGGUUGGAGGGUGCUGGUAGUAGGGGGUGGUCUUUACGGUGUGGUUUACCUCUAUGAGCGCCUCACAUGGACAAACCGUGCCAAGGAGAGAACUUUCAAGAAACAGUUUGUUGACUAUGCCUCGGACAAGCUAAAGCUUCUUGUAAGCUUUACUAGUUCCAACCUCAGUCAUCAGAUACAACAAGAGCUAUCUGGAACGUUUGCUCGUCUUUCCCUUGAGGUGGAAAAUGCUAAACAGAGCUUAGAGAAGGAAAUUGUUGACAUGGAGGUCGAGACUAAGAGAUUAGAAGGCCUUAUUACCAAGGCAAAGCUUAUGAGGAAUAAAGCUGGGUGGCUGGACAAUGAACUAGAAAGAUUCAUAGCACAGUAUAUUCAGCAUUGACAGGAGCUGUUGCCAUAGCAGCCCAAGAUGGUACAACUCUGAGGAAAUUUGAUCCAUCUUACAAAUUAGACAACAAUUUGUUACGAGGACGAUUUCAGUUUCCUGCAAAGGAAUGUUUAAAUUCCCUGCUUAACAGACAUGUUCAUGCAUUUUCCAUCAAUAUGCCAGGUCCAUAUUUUGCAUAUUUUCAAUUGGAGCCUCAGUGUAUAUUUGAUAACUACAUUCACCUGGUAAAUUGUGCCAUCAUUGUUUCAUGACUCUUAUACUAAAUUCUUGCAUCUUCCCAUUUUCUCCUUACAAAGGCAAUGAAAAAAUAAAAAUAUAUCGAAAAAAUACUACUUUUUCUGUUUUCAAGAAGAAGAACACCAAUUAAAUAGUGUGAACACUAACUUUAAAUUUAUAUAAUUUGGGCAGAUAAUAUCUUCAUUACCAAGGCAUUGUUUAGUCCAUUAGAUUGAUUUUCAUGUUAUUUCAAAAUAGAAUGAUGAGGUCUUAAAACAGCAAGUGUCAAAUAUGUGGGUGUACAGUUUAUAUUUCAACACUAACAAUUGCAGAUUUGAAUCAUUUUGGGGAAAUGAUUAUUCUAAACUAUGUAAAGAGUUUCAAUCUUUCGGUGGACUUCAACACAAUAUUCAAUACUGAAAGCGCAGUACAAUUUUGAGCAGUCUCGUCAAAUACUAUAAAUGCACUUCAUACCUGAAGCACAAAUAAUUCAGGAAAUCUCUAAUAUUAGUUGUUGAAUUACUUUGUUUGGAGUCUACCCUCAUAAAAAAAUUACUAGAUUGAAUUGUAAACAAGGAUAUUCCUUCUUGUAUUUAUUGGUCAGAAAUUCAGGAAUGUUCCAUUUUUUUGCAUUGAACUCUGAUGUGAUUUAUAUGUAGCAUUAUGCUGAACUUCAAAGAUUUCUGAGGAAACCUAGGAUUUUGAAGCUGAAGAUAAAUUGCCUCACUCUGCUCUUCUUUUUUUUACCAGACAUGUACAAAAGAGAAAAUCUUUCCUCCCUGACUAUUUUCCCCAAAAAAAAUUAUGUUUCACUGGCAUGACUGUGUAGAGAAUUUCAAUUUCACUGUCCUAUUGUAUCAUUUUCUGAUUAUAAGAUAUACAGGUAACCCUGCCUAAGUCAGACUUGUGAGAAUCACAGAAAUCUGAUUGACUACUGGUAAUGAGAAAUUCCAUUCAGAAGAGGUGUAUAGCACA